AUGAGGUUAGCUGUUGCCGCCCUGCUUGCUUCGGGCCUUUGCAAUGGUCAGAGGUCGCAGUGCGAUGAGCAGCCUCAUUUGAAUUGGACUGCAGUGCGUGAGGACUUGGUGACCUACAGCACGCUCUCUGAACCUGUCAUGCGAAGCCGGCGCUGCUUUGGAGAUACUGGAAUAUGGUCCUAUUGCCGCGUGUCCGCACAGAUGUCCAGUUUUGGAUGUGAGACACCAUCAUGUGCCGAUGCUUGCCGUCCAAAUAGUGCUGAUAUGGCGUGA
Messenger RNA from Durusdinium trenchii, 273 nucleotides. The record is from the annotation of a GenBank genome assembly. NCBI's taxonomy places the organism in Eukaryota, Dinophyceae, Suessiales, Symbiodiniaceae.